AUGCAUGGGCUAAAUUUGCGUCUCAUGGAAGUUUUGGCCUGCAGAUCUGAGGGAGACGCUUGCAAGUGUAGCCCUCCUGUCUCCACGAUGCUCUUCCACGGGCUCCCGGGAGGCGAGAUGCAGGGGGUCAUCGAUGAGAUGGACCGGAGGGUGAAGGGCGAAUCUACCGCCAUCAGUUCGGCUAUAGACAUGGGGGAAACUGAGACGAGUAUGACGUCCAUCAACAGCGACCGUGUGGCCUUGUGCGCGGGAUGCGGGGGAAAGAUAUCUGACCGCUACUACUUGCUCGCGGUGGACAAACAGUGGCACAUGCGCUGUCUCAAGUGCUGCGAGUGCAAACUAAACCUCGAGUCCGAGCUUACCUGUUUCAGUAAAGACGGCAGCAUCUAUUGCAAAGAAGAUUACUACAGGAGGUUUUCCGUCCAGAGGUGCGCCCGGUGCCAUCUCGGGAUCUCGGCGUCGGAGAUGGUCAUGCGGGCGAGGGAUUUGGUCUACCACUUGAACUGUUUCACCUGUACUAGCUGCAAUAAAAUGCUCACGACUGGAGAUCACUUCGGAAUGCGGGACAGUCUUGUGUACUGCCGGCUCCACUUUGAGACACUCAUACAAGGGGAAUAUCAAGCGCAUUUCAAUCACGCGGGGGAUGUAGCCUCGGGCAAAGGACUUGGCGAGAGCGGCACGGGCAACUCGCUGGGGAUGCAGUAUUACAACGGCGUCGGUACGGGGCAGAAAGGAAGGCCGAGGAAAAGGAAAAGUCCCGGGCCUGGAGCAGAUCUGGCUGCUUACAACGCAGCGUUAAGUUGUAACGAGAACGAUGGAGACCACCUGGACCGAGACUCCCACUACUCCUCCAGCUCCAAGUCCAAGCGUAUGCGCACCUCCUUCAAACACCACCAACUGAGGACCAUGAAGUCCUACUUUGCCAUCAACCACAAUCCGGACGCCAAGGACCUGAAACAGUUGGCCCAGAAGACAGGUCUCACCAAACGGGUGCUGCAGGUUUGGUUCCAAAACGCCAGGGCCAAGUUUAGACGGAACCUACUACGUCAGGAGAGCACAGGGAUGGACAAGGUGUCGGACGGGUCCACUCUACCAGGGGGGUCGCCUUCGGGCCCCCACUCUGAGCUCUCCAACGCCUCAAUGAGUCCUUCCAGCACCCACACCACCCUCACUGACCUGACAAGCCCCUCUAUUCCGUCGGUUAACCCUCUACUGACCGCCGUGCCGGGGGGCAUGGACCCCCACGACUCCAUGAGUAUGAGUCCUUCCCAGACCACCCUUACCAGCCUCUUCUGA
This is a messenger RNA of Salvelinus namaycush (lake trout), 1296 nucleotides long. RefSeq names its product LIM/homeobox protein Lhx2-like. Gene Ontology annotation, molecular function: DNA-binding transcription factor activity, RNA polymerase II-specific; RNA polymerase II transcription regulatory region sequence-specific DNA binding. Gene Ontology annotation, biological process: regulation of transcription by RNA polymerase II; neuron differentiation. Gene Ontology annotation, cellular component: nucleus. The record is from RefSeq and is a predicted model, not a curated record. Bases 1 to 1296 code for a protein of 431 amino acids. The transcript is spliced from 5 exons. NCBI's taxonomy places the organism in Eukaryota, Metazoa, Chordata, Actinopteri, Salmoniformes, Salmonidae.